AUGGUUGUCAGGGUACAGGGUGGCGGCCGGGCAAGCCACGGGGGAGCGGGACGGUCGCCGGCCGGUUCACGCGCGCCGCGGGCACAUCGCACCGCGCGCACACGCGUCCCGCACGCGGCAGCAGCGGCACAUGAAAGUCAAAACGCGAGCACCGAUUUAGCCGGCGCUCGGGACGCGGUCGCGGCGGGGCCCGCUCGUGCUGCUGCCGGCGCGGCUUCCACCUCGGGGGAGUUCGGA
Molecule: messenger RNA, 237 nt
Organism: Iphiclides podalirius (scarce swallowtail)
Lineage: Eukaryota; Metazoa; Arthropoda; Insecta; Lepidoptera; Papilionidae
Source: the annotation of a GenBank genome assembly